Acanthaster planci (crown-of-thorns starfish) is the source of this 5356-nucleotide messenger RNA. RefSeq names its product transcription intermediary factor 1-alpha-like. Gene Ontology annotation, molecular function: zinc ion binding. The record is from RefSeq and is a predicted model, not a curated record. NCBI's taxonomy places the organism in Eukaryota, Metazoa, Echinodermata, Asteroidea, Valvatida, Acanthasteridae.
GAGUCUGAAAACUCUAUUCAAAUUAUUUAUUCGCUUAAUUUGUACAUACGGCCGGCCAUACCUUCCCAACAUCCAUCGUGCGUCGAACAUGGCCGUGAUACAGGUCUGUUCACAGCUGUGCAUUUAUCUGUACCACAUAGAAUCCUUGUUUAGUUGGUACUUUCGGACGUGUCGGUGGUUGCUGUUUGAAAGCCGAGAUUAUUAUGGUCGAGCAAUUUUCUGGGGCAGCUUGCGGCGGCAAUAACCAGGCCGGAAAUCUGCUUGAAGUUAGCCUUAUUUUUUCCAAGUCCAGCUGUUAAUGAAACAGAAUGGAAGAGAACUGCUCGUCUGUGCUGAACAAAAUUGGCCAGCAUCUGGAGUGUCCAAUUUGCCAAGGAACGUUUAAGAACCCGAAGACGUUGAAUUGUUUGCACAGCUUCUGUGGCGACUGUCUGCGCGUAAUGACGCGAUCUCACCCAAAUUCCAAAAGGAUUUGCUGCCCUGUUUGCAGACAGGAUACUGUGUUGCCGCACGAGGGCAUCGAUGACCUGAGAACCAACUUUCCUCUGUUGUCGUUGGUGGAGGACCUCAUGAAGGAAGAGACUGCACCCGGGCAAGGGUCUUCUGACGCUCAGGCGCAAUGCGAGUCGUGCGACCAAGGGAGGGCCGCGUGUUUCCAGUGCCUCGAUUGUCCGAUGGACCUCUGUAAGUCCUGUAGGGUGGUUCAUCAGCGAGUCAAGGUGCUCUCAACGCACACCACUGUCAGUCACGAGGAGCUGAAGAACGGAAGGUACGGUCCGUGCUGCCAAGACCACGACAAGGAGUGGAGGCGAUUCUACUGUACCGUCUGCGAGGAGCUGAUAUGCAAACGGUGCUUUGAGGAGUCGUGCGCUGUCAGGCAGCAUGCUCACGAGAGCAUUGAGGAUGUCGCCAAGGCAAAGCGAGCUAUUCUGCAAAAACUCGCAGGAAGUCUUCAGAAGCUGGCAACAAAGAUCAGCUCGGAACACACUUAUGAGAGCAAGAGGUUUCUGGCUGGCAAGGAAAACAGGAGUCAUGUCGCAGAAGAAAUACGCAAAGAGGCGGCAAAGAUUCGAGAAAGGGUGACGGCUGCAGAGGAAAGACUGCUGGGAGAAUUGGCCAAAGCUGAUCUGUGCCAUGGGGAAAGAUUCACCAAGUACGUGAAGGAUUCAGGAGCUGAGAUAGAAAACCUCCACAAAGCUGUCACUUCGGCUGCUUAUGUGGCGGAAAAUUCCUCCAACGGAGACAUCCUGUCCGUGUGCUCUCUCCUCAUCAAAGACCUUGAAGAGAUGGCCGGCCAAAACUUCGUUGCUGCCAACGUCCAACCAGAGUUCAUGCAGUUUGUUCCCGACCCGCCUUCCCAGAUAGCCUUAGGUCGAUUGAUUCGACGCAGUACCUGGAUGUGGGAGCCCUUCGACUGCUUUGGUGAGCAAGGCCGUCUUGCCCUUGAAUUUGGUUGGGCUCGAGGCCUUGCCGCUCAUUCUUCAGGUGGUUUGGCUGUGGCUGAUUGCGAGUCACGGAAGCUAGUGUUGCUGAGUCCGUUGGGGAAGGUCAACGAACGCCUUGAGCUAGACGAGUAUCCCAACGAUGUCUCGAUGAUUGGAGAACGACUCAUUGUGGUGGAUCGAUCACGCACUGUGAAGAUAUUCUCGAACAGAAAACAGGAAUUCCGUUUUCAAACAGCCCUCCCGGUCAGUACCAAUCUGGACAAACCGGUCGAUCUUCAGAGCCUUGCCCGCACACCCGCCGGUAACGUUCUCGUCGGCGAUGCGAGCCAAAACAUCGUGACGGAGCACCGCGCAGCAGACGGGGCUCUGUUGGUCGUGACGUCGGUCCCUGUGAAACCCAACUACAUCGCCAUAGAUUCCAGAAACCGCCUGGUCCUCAGCGACUGGGACCAGGGACAGGUGGUCAUCGUCGACCGAGGGAGCGGAGAAACUGUCGCCACCAUCAACCCAUCUACCGACGCUGGAAAGAUCUCCUGCCGGGGACUGUGCGUCGACGGUUCCGGUGUAAUCUUUGUGGCUGUGGUUGGAUCGGUCGAGGAUACUGGCCACAUUCACACCUACGACGGAGAGGGGAACUUUCUUGGCUGCAUCGUUCAGAAGUUGCGAAAUCCUUACGGUAUCGCGCUCACCCCCGAAGGGCGUCUGGCAGUCGCAGACUGGGAUACGUUAAAGAUGUUUAACCACUGACAUUUUUGUGCUUUGAUAAUCCGGCAGCAAAACAAAUCGCCACCCCCCCCAAAAAACACCCGCCCCCAAUUUCUUUGUAAAAUAAGGAAAAACUUUUUUGAGGCAAAUUAUUUCCCUUCGAAAGCGUGUAAAAAGCCCCAAACUGUACAUAGCCUUAACCCCCCCCCCCUCCAAAAAAAGGCAUUAAAAGAUUACAUCAAAAAAUGUCAAAUUUUUCGGGCCCUCGAAACAAGCUUCACCCCACCCCGAAAAUCUGUCCUGGGUCGGUCCUUGGAUAAUGGGAGUCAAACGACCGUGGAGGUGGUUUCCGUUUUUGUUGUAUUUGAAAUUGCAUAUUUCUUGUGUCGUUGUUGACAGUGUCAUUUGCUAAUUCAAUGCUCACAUCGCAACAGGUGCGCAGUAGUACAAUUCCCGAAAAACAAGAACUCUGUGCACUGGAUCGUCCUACAAUGUUUGUAAACCCCUCGAUAUAUAUUAUUCAUUUCUUGGUGACUAUAAUUAUACGAAGCGAGUGAAGACAAUAACUUUUGAAAGAGGAGUUGAACAGUGCAGAUUUGGCUAGACUGGUUUCAGUCCCGUACGUAGUCUCCAGACGUCUUACACAGAUGUCCUUGUAACAUAAGGACCGGUAGAGCGUAAUGAUUCCUGAGGAAUCCUGCAGGUUUAUGCUAACGAGGAAAUGGUCAUAUAACAGUUCCAACAAUGCAUCACUCACGUGACACAACUUUGAAAGACUUUCUAGAAUGGAUUAACCCUCUGUUCUGAGUCACUUCCGCACGCAAUACAACUUUUAAGACCAAUUUACCUGCUUUUAGGGGUAACCGCUUCCAUAAUUACAUGGAAAAAGACGAGAACAGUGGCGGCGCCAGACCACGGUGACUGUGGGUGCAAGUGUGGGGCAUCUGGAAGGCAGAAUCGUGUGGGUGCAAAUGAUCUCUUAAAAUGAACAGGUUGAUCGCCCUGUUGUAAUUUGUAACAAAAUGUUUGUGGGUGCAAGCGGUUUUUAAGUUGGUGUAUUUGCACCUGCAUGACACCUGUAGCCCGCCACAGUGACUGCCUGAGAGCCAUGUGUUCCGCUCAGCUUUCCCGCGUACCGUACCAGUACACAGAGCCCGUUGUUUCAAACGUAUCUGUGGCCCAAACGUUUUUCUCUGCGGUCUGUUGUGUGCGAGUCAGUGAACCGACGACGCAUCGCCUCGAGAUCUGCAUAAUCGAGAUCCGCGUGAAACAAACAAGCAAGCCCCACAGUAACAACAUGUGACAUGCUUUGGGUGGUUCUUGUAAGUUCGAGACUGAUGUCUGAGUCAUGGGACUUCUGUGUGGUGUAUAACAUGGAUCAGUCUGUGAAAAACAGCACCAUCAUUUCGACGUAUCUUAAAUUCAUCUUUGGAAGUAGCUCUCCACGAUAUUUAAGAGUGAGCUUUCCCUUCUCUUUUUAAAUUUUAUAACCUUUUUGGUAUUUUAUUUUUUAUGAUAAUUCCCUUCCAAUGUAUUUUCUGCGUACUUUUGUUUAACUUUUUUUUUGCUUUGUUGCUUUUAUAGUUUUAAUGUACAGUUGUUUUAAUUGGUUUGAUAUGUUUGCGGUGGGGUUCAAUUUCUUGACCGACUCGAGCGUUCAGAAGAUCGUGUUUCAUAAUUGAAGAGGACCUUUGGACGAAUUCUCCUCAAGUUUUGCAAUUCACUCUUUGUUAUUUUAAAAUAGUAUAACCGAUUAGACUCAUGAUAAUGCAUGUCAUGCCAUCAAAAUUGACUGUCACUCCAGGAAUUUUUCCUUUAGUCUAGGCCAACAAAGAACCAAGUCUCGACCUUUGCCCUUUUUGUUGGGAAUCGGCCAAACUGCUCUCUGACCUCAGGAAUAAUUUCCCAGGCUACCCGUUGAUAGGGCGCCGGCUGCAGUUGCCUCCCCAGCCAUCGUGUGUACGGUAAUACACACGCAAAACAAGUUGUUUGAAGCUACCCUAGGCACUGGCCUUGUGACAUUAUUUUGUCGCGACUGAAUGAAAGCAUUAGAGGGAGCCUCGAGUAACGUGUGCGUGUAUUGCAAGGAUUCAAGCACAUCUAACCAAAUCCGUUUCACGCUUAACUGUAGUUAUUAUGUUAUUCUUUAAAUGUAAGUCUACCAACAAAUCAAUAUAGGUACCUCCGAAUUUGUUAAUAUUUCUCGAUAUUGCAAUAGACCAUCGAGGAAGGAGGGUUCUUUCCUCCAUGAAUAGACCUUGCAUGGAAAUGCCACGUCACGGUUGCUUGUGCUAUUUAUAGCGUAUAGGGCCUACAUAUAUUGCGCCAUGCGGGAUUUUCCAGCUAUGUGACACAAAACAACCUCGUACUCUGGUUGUGUAUUGCGAUCGCACCAUAGGUGAUCGAAAAGCUCGUGAAUCAAUUUUCUUAGGGGAUCAAUGACAUUCUCGUAAAAAACACGUCGGCCACACUGGCUGUAGUUUCAGAAGGAAAUUAUUAACUGCGCAUGUCCCGUUUUCAGGAUCAUUUGCAUGCGUAAUGAGGGCCAUGGGAAGAUCGUGCGAGGGAAACAACUGUUUCACUUCAUGAAAGUUUACGUCUUUUUUCACUUUUAGGAAAUAAAAUAUUUUUUAUGGUAUGAUAAGGCCUUUUCCGAACGUGUUUUAUGAAAAUAAAAUUGAGAAAUACCAGGGAGGUUAAAACUAAUAAUUUUGGGCCAAGCUUUUUUCGCAGUAAGCGGUAACUUGUUUACGUUUUGAUGCGAUUUUUGAAGGCUCGAAACAAAGAUUUCGAAGUUUUCCUGAAGUUUUCGAAAGUGGGCUGUGAUGGAGGAAACAUACGUGUCUGGGCCCCUUUGCCUUCGUCUAUGCUCGUCUGGCUCCCAGACCCGAAGAUCCCGACUAAUAUGACGAUCGUCCGAUACCCAGUCAUUUUAGAAAUAGAAGGAAUCCCUCGCGGCCGAUAAUUUCCGAAACUUGGCCGACCUAUGAACCAGAUCCCUUGAUAUCUGCGAUUUUGGUUCUGUACAAAUUAGUGUUUCUCAGUGUAGAGGCCACGUGCACAUGUACAUGCGCAAAUUUGCCUGCCGUUCUUCCUGUACCGUUGUACAAUAAUAACAGUAGCAAAAUUGAAAACAAAAUUAGGAAGUAUCUUAGGUGAUUCAGUCAUUGGAAUAAAUUAUUCAGAACAAAACAAGGUUUCUCCAA